UGUGAAAAUUUGUACAGUUGUAUAUCUAAUGUCUUUUGCUUCCUAUUCCACACAUAGCCCUCAACUUACAUAGCACAAUGGAGAGCCACUGUGUACAGAAAACGGCUCAGGAUAAUGUGAAAAGAGGAAGAAUUUUUUGAUGUACUGCCUUUAAGUCUCCUUUAAAUCUGUAAUGGUCCCUCUGUACAAGAAACACAUUGGUUCUCAGAAGAAGACAGGAGGCCUCUGCUGCUUUAGAAGAGCUAAAAGGUGGAGACAGAGUCUCCUGUGGUACAGAAGUUAUUCCAGAUGAAGCUGUGGUGCAGAAGAUACUGGAUAAUGAAGAGCAGAGCCCCUGAUCCAGUAGCCAAUGCAAAAGAAUCCAUUGAGGCAAGUCAGUCAAAGAGCAUGUUUCCCUGUAGAGAGUUAUGCAGCAAACAGUCGCAAAACAGGCAUCACUUAAUGAAGUAUACACAUUACUAAUGUCCAUCCUGCGGAGAAAUGAACUGUGAAAAAAUUCAAGCAAACAUGUUCCAACUGUUCAUACAAAGGAUUGCCUCAACCAAGUGGUUGGUACUAAAAUGAUAUGGGUGGCAGUCAUUGGUGAUUGGUUCAACCUCAUAUUUAAAUGGAUUUUAUUUGGCCAUCGCCCAUACUGGUGGGUGCAAGAAACAAUGAUUUAUCCCAAUCAGUCAAGCCCAUGCCUUGAACAGUUUCCUAUAACAUGUGAAACUGGACCAGGAAGCCCAUCUGGACAUGCCAUGGGAUCUUCCUGCGUCUGGUAUGUAAUGGUCACAGCAGCACUUAGCUACACCGUUAGAUGGAAAGAUAAAUCAGCAGUUACCCUUCACAGACUGACAUGGUCAUUCCUCUGGAGUAUUUUUUGGAUUAUCCAGAUCAGUGUGUGCAUCUCGAGAGUAUUUAUAGCAACACAUUUCCCUCAUCAAGUUAUUCUUGGAGUAUUUGCUGGGAUUCUUGUGGCAGCAGCAUUUGAGCACACUCCUGCUAUUCAGACAGCAAGCUUGAGAAUGUACAUCAAGACAAACUUGUUUCUUUUCAUCUUUGCCCUUGGCUUUUAUCUAGUCCUCAAGCUUCUAGACAUUGACUUGCUGUGGUCUGUUCCAAAGGCCAAGAAGUGGUGUGCCAACCCAGACUGGAUAAACAUCGACACAACUCCCUUUGCUGGACUGGUGAGGAAUUUAGGUGCACUCUUUGGCUUAGGUCUUGGAAUUAAUUCUGAAAUGUUCAUCACGAGCUGCAAAGGUAAAAAUAGCUGUAAGAUAAGUUUCCGUGUACUGUGUAUAGCUGCUUCUUUAGCUACACUGCAGCUGUAUAAUUUCAUUAAGAUACCUACUCAUACUGAGUAUUUGUUCUACAUUCUCUCUUUUUGUAAGAGUGCGGCUAUGCCCCUUACUGUAGUUGCCUUGGUUCCGUACUGUGUCCACUCAUUAAUGAGGACAAGUGAAAAGAAACUUAAUUAGAUAAAGUUUCCAAGUGGUUAGCGAUGUGGGGAUGGAUAUGAACUGUUCAAGAACCCUCCACAAAGGCAGUUUUGCUAACUCAUUUUAACCAAGGGGAAUGCCACUGCAUCUUUGAUGUGCUCCGGGGAAGUAACCAGUACAUCCAAACCCAGUACAUUUAAGAGUGACUUGGGCAGCUCAGAAAGAUUAAUUCUGAUUUUAUUCCUAGACAUAUUGCAACCACACUGCAGUAUGGUUGGUAAUGACCCAAUACUCUGGGUCAUAACGAAGUUAGAAAGUAUAAUCAACUCGGUUGAUUUAGCUACUUGGUGGUCUUUUAGUUCUGUCCAUCUCCAGCUAGAUGGUGCUUCAAGCCUCCAUUGUACAUAAUGAUACUCAAUAUUUAAUUUUUUUAUAUAUAGAUAUUGUGUGUUAAACUGCUAGAUAAUGGUGUCAGUAUCACACCACUUACAACUGUACAGCUGUACCCAGGCACUGUGAAAAGGGCCAGCAUAGUUAUAAACAAGGCUUUAGAUUUAACUUAUUGAGCUUCCUGAGCAAAACAGCUUCUGAUUAAGCCAGAUGAGAAAAAAAAUAAAAGUUUAUUUCAAUUA
This is a messenger RNA of Tyto alba (common barn owl), 2053 nucleotides long. RefSeq names its product glucose-6-phosphatase catalytic subunit 2 (gene G6PC2). NCBI's taxonomy places the organism in Eukaryota, Metazoa, Chordata, Aves, Strigiformes, Tytonidae. The coding region runs from base 561 to 1460 and encodes 299 amino acids. Gene Ontology annotation, cellular component: membrane. The record is from RefSeq and is a predicted model, not a curated record. The transcript has 8 exons. Gene Ontology annotation, molecular function: glucose-6-phosphatase activity. Gene Ontology annotation, biological process: glucose 6-phosphate metabolic process; gluconeogenesis.